Silurus meridionalis is the source of this 2171-nucleotide messenger RNA. It is a transcript of the gene rnf144aa, whose product is annotated as ring finger protein 144aa. Bases 471 to 1352 code for a protein of 293 amino acids. The record is from RefSeq and is a predicted model, not a curated record. Gene Ontology annotation, cellular component: ubiquitin ligase complex; Golgi apparatus; cytoplasm. NCBI's taxonomy places the organism in Eukaryota, Metazoa, Chordata, Actinopteri, Siluriformes, Siluridae. The transcript is spliced from 9 exons. Gene Ontology annotation, biological process: ubiquitin-dependent protein catabolic process; positive regulation of proteasomal ubiquitin-dependent protein catabolic process; protein polyubiquitination. Gene Ontology annotation, molecular function: ubiquitin conjugating enzyme binding; zinc ion binding; ubiquitin protein ligase activity.
GUCUUUCUUUAAAGCGCCAACUAGGAAACGGUCUCACUCACACACACACACACACACACACACACGCACGCAAAUGGCGUCUUUAUAACGCAUCUCGUUCAGCAGCUGAUUCUCCCGAAACUGCGAGGAGCGCCUCACGGUUAUUCCGAAGGAUCUUUGGGAUAUGAGGACCCUCUUAAGGCAGACAGUGUGUGUGUCUGAAGUCUGUGAAUUCUAUUGUUGAUUAUUGUUUAAUAAAUAAAAAAAGGUCUAUGGUGCUCAUAUUAAACAAUAAGCUGACCAGCUAGUGCACUAGAUAUAGCAGGCUACUGUUAGCUGCUCCACAUCGUUUUGGCUGUAAUCUGUGCUGUUUGAGGAUUACACACACACACACACACACACACACACACACACACACACACAGCCGGUUUGUAGCUCCUGAAGCUGGGACUGACGACUUACUCGUUCCCCAUCUUUGAAGCCAAGGAACCAUGACAACAGCACGCUAUAGACCUACCUGGGACCUGGCACUGGACCCGCUGGUGUCUUGUAAGCUGUGUCUAGGAGAGUUCCCCCUGGAGCAGAUGACCACCAUCACACAGUGUCAGUGUGUGUUCUGCACUCUGUGCCUGAAGCAAUAUGUGGAGCUUCUCAUUAAAGAAGGCCUGGAAACUGCUAUCAGCUGCCCGGACUCUGCCUGUCCAAAACGAGGACAUUUGCAAGAAAAUGAGAUUGAGUGCAUGGUGGCGUCGGAGAUAAUGCAGAGAUACAGGAAACUACAGUUCGAAAAAGAGGUGCUUUUGGACCCGUGCCGGACGUGGUGCCCGUCAUCAUCAUGCCAAGCCGUGUGCCAGCUGAAGGAGGCGGAUUCUGCCCGGCCGCAGCUGGUACGCUGUGGUAACUGCACGCUGGAAUUCUGUUCUGCUUGCAAGGCCAGCUGGCACCCAGGCCAGGAGUGUCAAGAGAAUCCACCCCUCACUGCCUUUCUGCCUGGUGAGAGCAGUUCUUUCUUUAAGAGUGACGACGAUGACGCUCCUAUCAAGCGCUGUCCCAAAUGUAAAGUGUACAUAGAGCGAGACGAAGGUUGUGCCCAGAUGAUGUGUAAGAACUGCAAACAUGCUUUCUGCUGGUACUGCCUGGAGUCUCUGGACGACGACUUUCUCCUGAUCCAUUAUGAUAAAGGACCCUGCCGCAACAAGCUGGGCCACUCCAGAGCUUCGGUGAUUUGGCACAGAACACAGGUCAUUGGAAUCUUUGCUGGUUUCGGCCUGCUCUUGCUGGUAGCUUCUCCGUUCCUGCUCUUAGCCACACCUUUCGUGCUGUGCUGCAAGUGCAAGUGCAGCAAAGGGGACGACGACCCCUUACCAACCUAAUAGACUCCACGACCUCCGUCUCCUUUUGUUUUCUUUUUUCCUCUCCCCCACACACUCUGGCUUGAAGCUCUCGGAGCGCCUUUGGAGCCGCCCUGCGACCCAUCUCACGCCACAACUUGGCUCGGUUCCAGGAGAUAGGUAGCGGAUAGCGGGCACGCUGGCAUCGACAACACCAGGCAAGACCUUCCAGAUGUGCUGGAUGUAACGCAGUACAUGGGAACGGUGGAGUCGCCAGUCGUGCACUCUCGCAGCGUUCUGAUUUAUAGGGGACGGGACAUAUUUAGCUCGAUGCCUGUUGUUCUAUUUAGGGGCCUUUGGGAUAUAGUGGAUCUGCUUGUGGAGGGCUCAUUAACGAAAUACAUACUCACGCUGUACUUUCUGUAGCUUUGUGUGUAUAGUAGCACUUGAGUCACUCAACAUUUUAAUGGUUUCUCACUUUAACUUGGACACACAAGGGGUUGUUUGGACACUUUGCAGCCUGCUGUGUGAGUAGGGUCUUUAAUCAAAUGUACAGCAUGUUGUUUACCUUGGUCUUUUUUUUUGUUUCAAUUAUUAUUCUCAUUGUCUUGUUUUCCUGUUUUUAGUAAUAGAGUUGGUUCACCAAAUUUUCACAUCAGCAUCGCUGCUAUCAGCAAAAGCUUUCUUUGUUGAAAUUCUGUCACAUAUCAUCAUAUUGCUAGGGUUUUCUUCUUAUGUCUCAUUAGAUCCGGUUAUUUUUUUUCCCACAUUUAAAAUAAUUCACAAAGCACUUUACCAAAUUGACGCAUGUUCGCAGCCCAAAUGAUGAGCACCAAAUAAAAUAUUUAUCCUGCUUGUUAA